UAACGCAUUGUAAGUAUUGCAAUAGUAAACAUAAUACUCUUUUGCACACCGAAGAGUCUAAGCCUACUUCGUUUCAAGACCCGAUGCCUAGUAGUUCUAGUGUCGCAUUGCCUAUUCACCAUUCUUCAUCAUCCAUUGCUUGCGCUAAUCAAAAUAAUAUCGCUUUGUCAAGUAAUACUCCCAUACAACCUACUACUUCUUCGCAUGUUUUACUGUCCACAGCUAUGGUGAAAGUGAUUGACGACAACGGCAACAGCAUGGACGCACGGCUUCUACUCGAUAACGGCAGUACGGCUAACUUUAUAACGCAGUCGCUAUGCAGUAAGCUAAAAUUACCUACACGUUCCGUAAGUUCUGAAAUUAAUGGCAUUAAUAAUCAAUCGUUAACUAGUACCCAAGCUUGCAACCUAACAAUCCAGUCCCAGUGUUGUAGGUAUAGAACGAAUAUAGAUUGUUAUAUAUUACCGGAGAUAACUAAAAUACUUCCUUCUACUUUAAUAGACGUCAGUCAACUUUCGAUGCCCGCAGAUCUACAUCUAGCUGACCCUACGUUUAACAUACCGUCAGUGGUCGAUAUUCUCGUUGGGGCUGAAGUUUUCUGGGAUGUUAUAUGCAAUAAAUCAAUUAACCUAGGGAAACACAAGCCUAAGUUAGUCAAAUCAAAAUUAGGUUGGAUUGUUACAGGCCAACUACCGAUACAGACAACAUCAAAUUUUACGCAUUCUUGUAACUUGUCUAUAAGAGAUCUGGACAACAAUUUGAAAAGUGUCGACUAUGCCGGACCUAUACUGAUAGCUGACCGGAAAGGACGAGGGUAUCUGUCUAAGGAAGGCUACAUGUCAGCCUAGAACCGUUUCGUGGCUCGUCGGGGCAAACCUCAGUCCAUCCUGUCAGACAAUGCAACGAACUUUGUUGGAGUUUCCAACGAGUUGGAACAAUUUUUGCAGACUUCAAACCUCCCGUCGGAGGCCGCUCAGCAGGGUAUUAAAUUUUCCUUUGCCCCUCCAUAUUCUCCACAUUUCAACGGCAUUGCUGA
This is a messenger RNA of Papilio xuthus (Asian swallowtail), 1036 nucleotides long. RefSeq lists its product as uncharacterized. The record is from RefSeq and is a predicted model, not a curated record. Bases 84 to 848 code for a protein of 254 amino acids. The transcript has 3 exons. NCBI's taxonomy places the organism in Eukaryota, Metazoa, Arthropoda, Insecta, Lepidoptera, Papilionidae.